AUAUGAUAAGAGUUAUCUAUAAUAUAUCUCAGUUCCAACUUGGACAAAGUGUAACCGAAUUAUGGAAAUUAAACGUAUUUUCAGCAUCUGUGUAUGUUUUUCAUCCAUAUAUGGUGUAUUGAGUGUUGAUUGUACAGGAAGACAGGAUGGAGUUUAUGAAAGAGGAUGUAAAGCAUUUACCAAAUGUGUCAAUGAAACAGCAGAAAUAGUCAACUGCAAAAACAAAACCAGAUUCAAUCCUGACACAAAUGAAUGUGAUUAUGAAUUUCAUGUACCACCACCAUGCGGAACAUACAGGGAAUGUGUUCAUCUAGGAGAUGGGAAUUACCCGGAUAUCGAACAUAUGUGUACCUCUUUUUACACAUGUCUAGGAGGAAUAUUUCUAGGUCACACACCCUGUGCACCAGGACUGGUAUUUAACCAAGGGCUCCAGGUCUGUGACUGGCCCUUUAAUGUUACAAAGCCAUGCGGAAUAUUGGAAGCAUGACGUGUCAUAAGAUAAAGCUUUCUGUUUUCCUCCUACCUCAUUUUCGUUUUGUCUGACAACUUUUCAUUCUACCUCAUAUUCAUCGGAAAAUGCAAUAAAGUGAAAGAAUUGCUCAGGGAACUCACAGAUGUUUUACUUUUUACGCAAAUAGUUUGAUGAAAUAAAGAUAUUUGUUGUAUAUAUGUACUUUAAAAAAAAAUGAAAA
Mytilus trossulus (common blue mussel) is the source of this 692-nucleotide messenger RNA. RefSeq names its product chondroitin proteoglycan 2-like. Gene Ontology annotation, cellular component: extracellular region. The coding region runs from base 62 to 487 and encodes 141 amino acids. Gene Ontology annotation, molecular function: chitin binding. Lineage: Eukaryota; Metazoa; Mollusca; Bivalvia; Mytilida; Mytilidae. The transcript is spliced from 4 exons. The record is from RefSeq and is a predicted model, not a curated record.